Humulus lupulus (European hop) is the source of this 396-nucleotide messenger RNA. RefSeq lists its product as uncharacterized. NCBI's taxonomy places the organism in Eukaryota, Viridiplantae, Streptophyta, Magnoliopsida, Rosales, Cannabaceae. The transcript has a single exon. The record is from RefSeq and is a predicted model, not a curated record. Bases 1 to 396 code for a protein of 131 amino acids.
AUGUCCAGAUAUGUUUGCUAUAGUAAACUUACUCCUCACUAUAGAGCCUUCCUGUCAAAAGUUGAGCAAGUGGUAGUUCCCAAGGAUAUUGCCGAGGCACUUGCACAAAAAGAAUGGAAGCAAGCAGUGUAUGACGAAAUUGGGGCGUUAGAAUCCAACACCACAUGGACAAUUGUCAAUCGACCUAGAGAUAAACAUGUGGUAGAGUGUAAAUGGGUGUUUACAGUUAAGCACAAGGCUAAUGGAACAAUUGACCGGUACAAGGCAAGACUAGUUGCAAAGGGGUUCACUCAAACACAUGGUGUAGAUUACAACAAGACAUUUUCUCCUGUUGCAAAGCUAAAUACUGUGAGGGUCCUGUUAUCUAUUGCUGCCAAUCUAGAUUGGCCCUUAUAG